GUAAGGCAUCUCCUCCGGUUGAAUGUCCAUCGUGGCCUCCGCGUUCGGCGACGACAGCCCAUCGACGCGAGGAAGCGGGAUCUUGACCAUGGUUAUGGAGGAUUCGAGGUCGGGUGGGAGGAGAGGAAGGCGAUCUAUGUUUCGAGGAGUGGAAAUGAAGGAGAUUCUGUGACCCUUUGCUGCUAUGGACUUGGAGAGCUCCAGGAAUGGGGUGAUAUGCCCAAAAGCAAGCCAUGGAAACAUAACUAUAUGAAGCUCCUUCUUCUUCUGCUGCUGCUGCUUGGAGGCCAUGUUUCAGUCACAGUUGUACGUGAGUUGUG
Molecule: messenger RNA, 320 nt
Organism: Cuscuta epithymum
Lineage: Eukaryota; Viridiplantae; Streptophyta; Magnoliopsida; Solanales; Convolvulaceae
Source: the annotation of a GenBank genome assembly